This is a messenger RNA of Pieris brassicae (large cabbage white), 1914 nucleotides long. Its product is annotated as proliferation-associated protein 2G4. Bases 104 to 1243 code for a protein of 379 amino acids. NCBI's taxonomy places the organism in Eukaryota, Metazoa, Arthropoda, Insecta, Lepidoptera, Pieridae. The record is from RefSeq and is a predicted model, not a curated record. The transcript has 8 exons.
CAUCUUUCAAUUUGACGUCGUUCGAGGUCACGUGGUUGUCGUUUUUCGGUCCAAUCACUGAAGCUUCACCAUUAUUUAACAUAACCAAACCUAACUUUGAGAAAUGGCUGACGAUAAAGAAGUGGAGAAAACUAUUGCUGAAGACUUGGUUGUCACCAAGUACAAAUUAGCCGGGCAAAUUGUGAACCGUGUCCUGGAACAAGUAAUUGCUAAAUGUGUUCCCGACGCCAGUGUCAGAGAAAUAUGUGAAUUUGGUGAUAAACUUUUGUUAGAUGAAACUUCUAAAGUAUUUAAGAAGGAAAAGGAUUCUAAAAAGGGUAUUGCGUUCUCAACGUGUGUCUCCGUAAACAACUGUAUUUGCCACUUCUCGCCUAUCCCAAGUGAAACUGAUUAUGUCUUAAAGCUUGGAGAUCUUGCUAAGAUUGACCUUGGAGCUCAUAUAGAUGGAUUCAUUGCGGUGGUGGCACACACUGUUGCAGUUGGUGGUGGAGAAGUAUCAGGUCGUGCUGCUGAUGUCUUGCUUGCAGCUCAUCAUGCUAGUGAAGCCGCCUUGAGGUUGUUACGGCCUGGUAAUGAGAAUUAUGCUAUAACUGAUGUUGCGCAGAAAAUAAGUGCAGAGUAUGGUUGUAAGCCUAUAGAAGGAAUGCUUUCUCACCAGCUGAAGCAGUUCAGGAUUGAUGGUGAGAAGAGCAUUAUUCAGAACCCAACUGAAGCACAGAGAAAGGAACAUGAAAAGGCUACAUUUGAGACAUAUGAGGUUUAUGCAAUGGAUGUUCUUAUUUCUACUGGAGAGGGUGUGGGACGUGAAUUGGAUACUAGAUGUACAAUAUACAAGAAAACUGAUGAGAUCUAUCAAUUAAAAUUAAAAGCAUCAAGAAUGUUUUAUAGUGAGGUUCGCAACAAACACGGAUCAAUGCCAUUUAAUUUACGAAGUUUUGACAAGGAAACAAGUGCAAGACUGGGAGUUGUUGAAUGUGUCAACCACAAGCUUAUAGAACCUUUCCAGGUCCUUUAUGAGCGUCCUGGUGAGUUGGUGGCACAAUUCAAGUUUACGGUGUUACUGUUGCCAAGUGGCACUCAUCGUAUUACUGGCCUGCCUUUUGACAAAGCUCAGUGCAACACUGAGCGUACAAUCAAGGAUCCAGAACUCAAUGCCCUCCUCAACUCAUCCGCAAAAUCAAACAAAAAGAAGAAAAAGAAAGCUGGAGCUGAAGAGCCGAUGGAAGUAGAGACAGCUGCCUAGCGACAAAACUGCUAUUUUAUGGACCUUGCAAUAAACUGCUUUUUAACUCAGAUUUUAACCAUACAAUUCUCCCAAUUCCAAUUUGUAUAACCUUUAAAAUGAGGAAACUCUUUUUAUUAAGUGCAUUAAAGAUGUGACCACUGUGAUGAAAUACAUAAACUUAAGUCUGUUUUAGUGGAGUAUACACCAGUUGAAACUAAGAAACAAAACUUUUAUACAUUUUUUACUUUCAGAUUAUUCUAAUUAGAAGAAUCUAUGCAAGUAAAUGGUAGAAGUAUUGCAAAUUAAAAUCUGUUUUAGAACCUAUAUCAAGCAAUCCUUUAAAAACAACUUGACUUAUUUGAUCACCUGCAUUAGGUUAGUUCUUUGUAACUGUAAAUAUUUCACAUAUAAAUUCUUGUUUGGGCACAAACUAUGAUUGAUAUUGAAUGAUUGUGAAAUUGGUGUCAAAAGUUGUUAAUCAUAUAAUAAAAUUUUGUCUUAGUUAAAUUUUUGUAUUAAAAAUUCUUUAUACUGACACUGGUUAGCUUCAGUGUUGGAAUAUUGUGUAGUUCUAGUUUUAUAACUAUGAAAGAUUGAGAAUUUAUAGAAUAAACUAAUUACACUGUUUGUAAAAUCCCUGACAUGAAUUAAAUUAAAACGACAACAAUCAUUGUUGACUGUCUUUCUAA